This is a messenger RNA of Hymenoscyphus albidus, 1875 nucleotides long. Lineage: Eukaryota; Fungi; Ascomycota; Leotiomycetes; Helotiales; Helotiaceae. The record is from the annotation of a GenBank genome assembly.
CGAAUUUAGAAGGAUAUCCUAUUAAAUAGUGUCCGUGGAAGGUAUCUCAGACUUUUCUAAAAUUCUAAAACAUUUGAGCCUUCGUAGAAAAUUAAGUAGCAUAGUGAAUUACAUGUUCAUGAGCUACCUCCGUACAUGGUUGAGUUUCCCGUAGUAGCGCUGGUGGCCCCUUGUCUGUAAAUUCAAGGGGUGGCACGUGAAUGGUACUACCCCUCCAUGCAGCUGGAGGUGCUUAGCUCCUCUGGCCUUGUUGCCUCGUUCAUUCCACAACCCUCAAACUCAACCCUUUUACAGAUGGCGAUGUCACCAUGGCGCCAAUACGGAGGUACUUGCGCAUCACCAAAUAUUCUGUGCUAGAAUGCCGCAUCUAUGUCGAAAAUCCGGCCUUAGCUGAGAGCUGGCUGUUGAAUUCGAGAAACCCGGUGCUGCCUCGCGUUAUGGAAAGCGUUCGACCUUUGGUAUUGCCCAAACUUCGUGAGGAAAACGAGCGCAGCAGAGCAAAGGGGGGAAGGAAGAAGGGGGUCAAGGAUGUUGUUGCUGGGGGUAUGCUUCAGACCUCCUCGAAUCAUGGCUGCGCUGACUGUAUAGAGGAUUUUGAGGUGUCCAUUUUCUUGACCGAAAUAAGUACUCGGCAUUCCCUUCUUACCAAACAUAAGCACUUCCGGGAGACGAAGCCAAAGCAGUUGAUCUCGAAUUCGCAGAAAUUGACCGGAAAUAGUAACGAUGAUGCGAUUGAGGUGGACGACAUACCACCGAUACAAAGAGAGGAUAGUGAAGACGAUGGCUUGGAUGCGCUCCACGAAAUACCCUUGGUAGCUGAGGCUGACGCAGAUUCUCUAUUUGUGGAUGAGGAUGUUGGCCCGCGAAGGUCGAAACGUUCGAGGGCCUCCAUCCAGAGCGAUUCGCAACCAGAAUCCCUUUCCGAGUCGGAACCAUCAACAAAACGGAGGAAGGACACGGAAAACGAUAACGCCGAGUUUGUUGACGAUAAGAAGAAAAUGGCUAUGGAUGUAUCGUAUGAAGGCUUUUCUAUUUACGGGAGAGUGCUCUGCUUAGUCGUUAAGCGGAAGGACAACAAAGGCAAGCGACCAGCAACAGACGGUUCUCACGCAAUGAUGGAAGAAUGGAUUACGGCCACACAGAUGCCCCCACCAGAUGAUGGUUGACAUGCUGGCGCAUUUCGGCAGAUUGGAGUCGCAACUUUCUCAGUUGCCAGCUCACUUCCCGCUGUUUCGUAUGGAGUACGACGAUCGAAGCGAUAUCAAUUAGGUCCAAAGAAGAAGCCCAUAUCGAAUAUUGUAAUGAUCAGCAUGCUAUCCCGAGCUUCGAGCUCAAAAAAUUCCUCGCGUUUGCCACGCGUGAAGAUGCUGCUUGCGACUUUCCAAGAAAAGAAAGGAGUAUGGGUGGAUACUGAUUUGUUUGACCAUUAGACGAAACGUCAACCCCGCAAUCUCAAUCGCGCCAUCUUCUUAAAUCGGUUAAACGGCAACAUAUCACAAGAAAGCGUACUUCGUAGAACCAUGAAAAUGAUGAUAUGAUCAACAUCAUCAUGUUUCAGUAUUUUUUGUUAACUUUGAAUUCCACUGUGUUUUCACUGCGUGCUCCAUUUCAUGGUAGCUUGGGUUAUUUGUGCCUAGCAUUUGUUGAAACAUGUGCAAGGCCGCCACGAUCUGUUUUGCUGCGCGAAUAAGCAUAUGGCAGACUGCUUGCGUACUCCAUACACCACACACACCACACACCUGCCACUGAAGAAUCCAAAGUACUCGUAUUAUUGGCUGAGACGGCCGCGGAGAAACAGAGAUUACGAGGUAUGUCGUUCGAAAUCUUCCGAAUUUGUUUGAGUUAUCGUACAGCAAUCAGUCCGAAGUGAAAAAA